GCAUCCUUUGGAAGAGGUUGUGUAUAUUGUUAUCAUUAAAUUCGGUCGUCACCUUUUCGUGACAGUUGUUUAGUGUGGUUCUUGCAGCAUAAGGUGAAGGACAGCUGUGGAGACAAGCCGAAAGUGAGGUCAACAAAUUAGGCAGCGCUAGGGGAAGGAAAUCCAGAGCAAAAGAAGUUGAACGAGAGCGUUCGAUACUAAUUAAAUACGAUGAAGUCUCAUUCUUGAGAGAGCAGACUUUGUGUACAAUUUUCAAUUUCAGUUCAUAACAUAUGGAACUUUUCGAGUGGUUAAACUUAAAAAGAUCGUGUAAACACUAGAAAAGGAUCAAUAUAUUGAGAAAUAAUCGUAAAGUGAAGUGAAGACACUUUGGUGCAUUUUAAAACUAUAGCAAGGAUUACGUCGUGCAAAAACCGUAAAUUUAUUGUGAAUUAAUCCAAAGAUGAUUAGGCUUGAUUAUCCGAUCAAUGAGUACAUCUAAUUAAUUUUAACGAAGAUACCCCAAGUGAGCCUGAAUAUUUGAAAAUAGCCUAGCGAAACAACAGCGGAAGUAAUAUAAUCGGCUUGUUUUCAUGAUAUAUUCACCUUUGGAUUAAGAACCUAACGAAGGAAGUGAAACGUAGCGAGGCGUGUCAAAAGAGGUUUGAGAGGAAAGAACAUCUGCCGUGGAAAGACGGUCAGGAAACGCAAAUCGUAUACACGCAAAGGUGCACCCAGCGGCGAAGGCAAUAACAGCACCACAGCAAGCUAAAUACAUACCGGAAAAGCGGAGAGAAACAAGAGAACCAUAAAAACAGCAGACGGACGUCAUAUGGUAUUGGUUCCUAAAAUCGUGCAGUCGUGCGUUUAUGACCUACUCCAAUAAAGAAGCGUGAGGAGCAGAAGGGCACGUGUUACCUCGUUGGUGGUAAACCAGUAGAAGAUUCGAACAACAUGCAGGUAGAAAGUGCAACUAAGUGGCGCGUACCACCACUUGAUCUAUCCGCGGUCAGUGUGCUCUCGAAUGAAAACGAUCGCCGUUGGAACAACACCACCACCAACAACAAUAAUAACAACAAUCAUCAUAAUCAGCUUCCACAUCAUCAUUAUCAUCAUCAUCAUGCGAGCAAUACUUCCUCAGGUCAAGCACCUCAGCCUCCAGCGAAAAAGAUUCAGUACGGUGCAGAUGGCCUACCAAUCGAUCCACGAGACUGGACACGAGCUAAUGUCUGGACCUGGUUGAUUAAUCUGGCCCAAUCAGAAGGUUUAGACAUCAGUCCAGAACUUGCUCAAAAGUUUCCUAUGAACGGAAAGGCUCUCUGUCUCAUGAGUCUAGAUAUGUACCUCAGCCGGGUGCCCAUUGGAGGGAAGAUGCUAUAUCGCGACUUUCGAGUGCGGCUUGCACGAGCUAUGAGUUUAUAAAUUCACCAAACCUCAUUUUAUAAUUUUUUGCACAUUUCUAACUGCUCUAAGACAAGUAUCCAAAUUCGAAUAUGGUAAAAUUAAAUGUAAUUUAAGUAGUUUAUGUUCUUCGUAAUUAAAAUCAAUGCAUCAAUCAGUUAGACAUGCGGUUACCAAUUUAGCUAACUUCCAAAGUUUCAAAUGUUGCUUUAUCCACGCUGUUCUAAUCUCAGUUAGAGAGUUUCAAUAGCAUGCAACAGCCAACCUAACCAAUCGUUACAACAGCCAAAAUCUCUAGACAAAGGUUUACUUAAAUUGAGAUGUUUACUCUCUAAACUGUAUUUUUUUAAUUAUAAUGUUUAGUUUAAAGUGACACCGACAUUACUGUCUCUAGUACGACAACAAUUAAUAAGUGUAAAUAGUAUUUUUAAAGUUAAG
Messenger RNA from Malaya genurostris, 1818 nucleotides. It is a transcript of the gene edl, whose product is annotated as ETS homologous factor. NCBI's taxonomy places the organism in Eukaryota, Metazoa, Arthropoda, Insecta, Diptera, Culicidae. Gene Ontology annotation, molecular function: sequence-specific DNA binding. The record is from RefSeq and is a predicted model, not a curated record. The transcript has 2 exons. Bases 934 to 1401 code for a protein of 155 amino acids.